UAUCUGGUCCAAGCUGGUGUGUUGAGUGUUUUAAUAACCCUCUCUUUUUAUCUCCAUCUUUCAGAGCAGCGAGGGCAAGCAUCAUCCCCCCCAUCAGAGGAGGAGAGGAGAGGUGGAGGAGGAGAAUCCAACAAAGGGAACGACAACAAUAAGAACACAGAAGGUUCCGGAUUUGGAGUAGAAGACCAAAGGGGUUCUGUCCCAUCCCCAGCCCCAAUCAUCCCAAUCCGGUACCGCCGCUCUUCAACCCAGUGUCGUCUCCGCUCCAUCCUCCUCCAGGUACGAGAGCUGGGUCUGGGCUACGACGCGGACGAGACUGUCCUCUUCAAGUACUGCAGCGGAGACUGUCCCCGUGUCCGCUCCAAUUAUGAUCUGACCCUGACCAACCUGCUCCUGAGGGGGGCGCUGCCCGAGCAGAGUGGAGAGCUGUGGCAGAAUGGACCAUGCUGCAGGCCCACCCACCAUGAAGAUCUAGCCUUUUUGGAUAAUGCCCAUCGCUGGCACAAAGUGGAGAAGCUGUCGGCUGCAGGGUGUAACUGUGUGGGUUAAUGAGGAGGAGCUGGACAUGAAGGGGGAGGGCCGGGGACUGAACAUUCACUUUUGGGCCGUGGCCAUUGGCUGUUCAGAAUGCAAUGGGAGAGGCAUAGAAGCUCAGGCUGUGCUGUAAACAUUGAGAUCCAGGAGGAAAGAGAUUACGGAUGUAGCUAUUAUUUGCUAGAAAGAAAUGCAUUCAUUUUGCGUAUGUAUAUUUAUUUAAAGUUGCUUGAAUGGAUCUUAUUUUGCUGCAUAGAUGAAAUUAAUAGUGGUUAACACUAUGGUUGAUUGAGUAAAAUUGUAAAAUUGUCAGCAAACCAACAAGGUAUUUAUGUAAAAUAAAUAAUUUAUUUAUUUGAGAUGAUUCCUGUAUGAUGCUACUUAAUUUAUUUUGUCCAUGUGCCAUGUUCAUAUGUA
Molecule: messenger RNA, 951 nt
Organism: Salmo salar (Atlantic salmon)
Lineage: Eukaryota; Metazoa; Chordata; Actinopteri; Salmoniformes; Salmonidae
Source: RefSeq, a predicted model, not a curated record